Mytilinidion resinicola is the source of this 1577-nucleotide messenger RNA. RefSeq names its product NAD(P)-binding protein. Lineage: Eukaryota; Fungi; Ascomycota; Dothideomycetes; Mytilinidiales; Mytilinidiaceae. The transcript is spliced from 3 exons. The record is from RefSeq and is a predicted model, not a curated record. Gene Ontology annotation, molecular function: oxidoreductase activity. Bases 127 to 1266 code for a protein of 379 amino acids.
AAUAAUGGCUGAGUCUGCAAUUGGAAGAAACGAAGGGCUUUGCACUCACCAAAUAGCCGUGGACGCAUCAGAACGGCUAUUUAGCUAUUCUAGAAGCCGACAACAGCGGCCGGUCUAUAAGAACAGAUGGAAAUCACGGCCAAACAACUCGUCGCCAACUUCUCUCAGCAAUCAAUCAACUCUCUGAAUCCUCAUCCCAUUCAAACAAUUGCCCGACAACUCGCUUCAUCAACAAGCCCCCAACAAGAACAGAUGGCUUCCUCCUUACCCUCCAACAUCCGCGCCCUUCUCCAACCAGACAUCCACUCCACCGACCUCAUCCUCACCUCAAUGCCCCUCCAACCCACACAACCCAACACCUCCGAACACCUCAUCAAAGUCCUCGCCACGGCCCCCUGCGCCGGCGAGCUCCUCUGGGCCAAAAACUUCCCCGGCUUCAUCCCCCGCGACCACCCCUUCGUCCCCUGCUUCGACCUCUCCGGCACCGUCGUCACCGCGCCGCCCGCCUCCCCCUUCCAGCCCGGGGCGCACGUCUACACACGCACGCCCGCCACGCGCACCGGCAACGCGCGCGAGUACGCCGUUGCGCUGACCAGCGAGCUCGCCGCGAAGCCGCGCAACCUGUCCUGGGAGGAGGCGGCCAGCGUGCCGCUGAGCGCGCUCACGGCGUACCAGGCGCUGUUUGUGCACGGGGGUUUGGCGGCGGGCUGGAAGAGCGAGGCCGGCCGGGCGGCGAAUGGGACGAAGAGGGUUUUGAUUACGGCGGCGGCGGCGGGUGUAGGCGUGUGGCUGGUGCAGCUUGCGAGAGCGGCGGGCGUGAGGGAGGUGGUGGGGAUUGCGGGACCGCAGAACGCGGAGUUUGUGAAGGGGCUGGGGGCUUCGGAGGUUAUUGAUUAUAAAGCGCAGGAGCUCGGGGAGUGGGCUAAGGAGAACGAAAAGGUUGAUUUGGUGGUUGAUCUUCUUGGUGGGAAGACCUUGGAGAGUGCAUGGGGAACUGUCAAAGACGGCGGUAUCUUGCUCAGUGUUUCUCAGCCGCCAAACACGGCAAAGCCAGACGACAGAACCUCCAAGGAUGUUCAAGAUAAGUUCUUCAUCAUGGAGCCUGAUGGAUGGCAGCUUGAUGAGGUGAGGGAUUUGAUUGAAGCGGGAGAGGCCAAACCGGUUGUCGACAGUGUCUGGAAGCUAGAACAGUUCAAGGAAGCAUUUGCAAAGGUUGCUUCCGGUCAUACAAGAGGAAAGGUGAUCAUUAAAGUUCAAGACGACUAAUUGCUUAUUAGGGAUCGUACUUGUUAACAUAGCAUGAUUCAAUAUAGUAAAGAACAAUAUAGAAAGUAUGGAUCUUCAAUAUGUUACCAUAGCUUUCCUUUGUUCCUCUUAGCUUACGUCUCUCCACGUUUAUUUCCGCAUCUAGAUUGAGUCCUAGAUAGAGACAGCGCUAUAGACUGUUUAAAAUAAGGUUGGUUCACAACAGAUAGAGCCAAACGCACCCAUCAGUGCCUUCUCUAGGCGUUGCCUCUCCUUUCCUGUAGGAGCUGCUUUAAGCCGGCCUUAUAGCCGGGAUACUAAGCCGAAUAGGA